Messenger RNA from Bufo bufo (common toad), 2809 nucleotides. RefSeq names its product proline rich 18 (gene PRR18). The record is from RefSeq and is a predicted model, not a curated record. The coding region runs from base 46 to 810 and encodes 254 amino acids. The transcript has a single exon. Lineage: Eukaryota; Metazoa; Chordata; Amphibia; Anura; Bufonidae.
UUUAAUGGCCAUCAAUCAUACGGCGAGCUGGUAACGACAACAGACAUGUCUCUUCCUCCCAUCCCGCAGCAUCUGCCGGGGCUCCUUCCUCACAGGUCUCAGCACAGCAAAGUCUCAGAGAAGAGAGCAUCUACUCAGCAUCCAGCGCUGGGAGACUUCAAGGGGAUCUCCAUGAGCAAGGAGGAUCUGUCCAACUCCUGGCCAUCGGCGACGCUGAGGAGACUGAAGGCGAUAGCAGGGCAGCAGCACUCAGACCCUGUCCACCCAGUGCGGCGGUUUCUGGAGCAGGUGCCCAAGGGGAUGACUCGCUCCUAUGAAAGUGUGAUACAGCCCCCACCCAGGGCCAGGAGAGAGAUGCCCAGAGACCCCCCUCACCCGGGCAAAAGACCGCCACUCAAGCAGCACACUGGCCAGCAUGAGCGCCCCGCGGCGUCCCCUAAACCACAGCAAGAGGCGCCCUUCUCCCUGCGCCUCACCCCAGAGGCCAUCCUAGUCAUCCAGAAGAGGAACCUGGAUAAGCAGCGCAGUGCCAACCCCAGGAGGAUCUUCGCCAGCGCCAGUGGACGGUGCCCGAGGAGCUGUGUGCAGAGAUCGCCUCCAGAUGUCAGGGAGCUGGUGAAGAUCUCCCUGCUGAACGAUCAGCAUCGCUACGAUGACAUGGAGUAUGAGGAGGAGUGCUUUCUCAGGGACGCCGACGAGGGGCUCCUCAGGAAGUGCACUGAGUGGCUGCAGGGAGUAGAGAUGGCCACAGGGCGAGGGGGCAACCUGCACGAGAAACUGCAGUCUCUGCCACAUCUCAACACGUUUUGACUAUGGCUCAGAGUGCUGUAAUAAUGACUCUUCUACUGCCAAGUACUGGUCACUGUGCCGGACACAGGGGGCAAAUGAUGUCCCCAAACCUGCCCAUGGGACCAUUGUAAAGUGUUCUCCAAGAUCUGUUGUGUGAUGUCAAAAGUUGGGUUGUUUCUUUCUGCUGGAGGCUCUGCUGCUCCCAGUAGCUUUUGCAGUGGAGAGUCCUUUGUCAUACACCUGAUUUGGUGGCAUCUGAGGGACUUCUAUAGUAUAUAAGUAGGGGUCCGGUGCCUGGGUAUUUGGAAACCAUGUUGAUUGUGGGUGUGCUGGAUGCAGUCCUGCUGAGUGCCUAUGGGGAUUAGCAAACAGUUCCUGAUCUCUUACAGUGUGAGUGGAAUGAACAGUGCUUGUUCUGAUAUAAUUCCUUUGGGUGUUAGCUCCGUAAAGGUCGGUUUACACGUCCCGAUGUUACAGCCGAUUGUGGGGAAAGAUGCGUUCCGACAGCCGGGUUUUCGCUCAGUGAAGGAGACCACUGUAUUCCUUCACAGUAUGAGGACCAGGGAUUGCUUUUGCGAUUGCUUGUCUCCAUAUAGAAUCAUUGUUUCUAGGCGGCAGAUUGACGUUUAGACCGCACAAUCUGCUGCCCAGAAACAAUGAUUGAUAUGCCUGCACGAACGACAGGAUCAUGCGAUAAGCAAGCCUUUUGCUCGUUCAUCGGGUGAUUGGUAGCACAUUUAGAUGGGCAGAUUAUCAGGAAAGAGCGUUUGCAGGAACAGAUGUUUUCUGAUUAUCUGCCCAUGUAAAUCCACCUGAAGGGUACAGUCACAGGGUCAGGUUUCUGCAUGCAGUUUUGGAAGCCAAAACCAGGAGUGAAUUUAAAAUAGUCAUGUCUGUCCUUUAUACUUCCUCUCCAUUUAUGAUCCUCUUCUUAUUUUGGCUUCCAAAACUGCAUCAGGAAACCUGACCGUGUGGCCGUACCCUGGAGGUGGCUAUACAUGAUUGGAGUAGAUUGAUGGCUGAAUAAUGAUUGCACAACAAUCUGGUGAAAGCCAUUCCAACUCAUUCACCAUGAACAGUAGCAAGGCUCUCAAUACAUAUAAGAAGGGCACUCACUGAAAACUGCUCCAAAGCUCGGCUGCGGAAAAGGAUAAUUUGAUCUGAAACGCGUUGUCUUGGAGCAGUUUUCAGUGAUUGCCCUUCUUAUAUGUAUUGAGACCAUUGGUACUGUUCGUGAAUUGGAAUUGCUUUGGAAUAAAGUGAAGUUUGACUGCGGUGCUGACACCUCUACUGUACAUGGAUUACUCUGCUGUGUCAAGACGCUGAGAGCGCCCAAUGCCGUUUGUUUAUAUUUCUAAUCUGAUGAAAGAGCAUGUCGUGGACACGGUCAUAAGGCGCAUAUAGACGAGUAGACGGUUGUUCCAAUUGGGGCACUAAUGAUACGUGUAGUGUAGUGUAGAUGGAUGUAAUGACUGAAUGAUUGUACUGCUUCUUCAUCACCUAUACAAUUGUUUAUGAGAACAAAUAAAUUAACAUUUUAUGGUUCUUGUUAUUCACCGAUGUGACCGAUGUAAGAACAAGCGUGUUUUAUGUAAAUCUUUGCUGUCGAAAUACAGUGAACAAUCCUCGAUUAGGCUAGUUUCACAUGUGCGGUAUGAGAUCUGGCAGGCUGUUUCGGCAUUCUGUUGGAGCUCUCUGGAUCCGGACAGUACUAGAAUUAACUAUAAUGGGGUCCGGCUACCCAUCAAAUAUGCAGUGAUUUAAGUCCGGACGAUUCUCUGCAUAUUUGCUGGUUAGCGGCCGGAUUUCAGCUGGACCCCAUUAUAGUUAAUGGGGCCAGUGGGCAUUCCAGUACCGUCCGGCAGUGCGGGAUCCAGAGAGCUCUAGCAGGCUGACCCCUGCCAAAACAGUCUGCUCGAUCGCUUACCGCAUAUGUGAAACUAGCCUUAGCGAGUAAAUUUGUACAGGAUAAUAAUGUAUGAAAAUGAUUGUCAUCAGCUUUAUAUCUUUAAAUACCAUA